Messenger RNA from Peromyscus leucopus (white-footed mouse), 2089 nucleotides. Its product is annotated as melanoma antigen preferentially expressed in tumors-like. NCBI's taxonomy places the organism in Eukaryota, Metazoa, Chordata, Mammalia, Rodentia, Cricetidae. Gene Ontology annotation, cellular component: cytoplasm. The record is from RefSeq and is a predicted model, not a curated record. The coding region runs from base 516 to 1910 and encodes 464 amino acids. The transcript is spliced from 8 exons.
GAGAGGAGGAGGCUGCUGCACCCUGAGGCCUUCGUGGACCAGCAACUCGUGAUUCUCCAUUUCACCAGCAUUGAACCACACAGAAGUGCACUGGUUCCAGAAAUCUGUCAGUGCGUUUUCACUGAAAUUCUGUGCAAGUUCAUGAUCUUUGUAUCCUAUGGUAUAGUAUUGGCGUAUAAGGGACAACUGCUGCAUUCAGCCACGGACUCCUCUCUCCUGGACUUUGCAAAAGGAGAAAUUACAUGUUUUGCUAUAUAGUCCUUCUUAUAGUAAAGAAUUUGAGUGAUAUUUAGAACAUCCUUUCCUCCGGUGAAGUUAAAGAAGAGCUGCCAUAUUUUCAAGAAGCUGUAUGGGUGAAUUUUUUCUCAGUUGGCAAGUUAUUCUAUCCAAGGACAGUGACUGAGUGGCAAGUUAUUCUAUCCAAGGACAGUGACUGAGUGGCAAGUUAUUCUAUCCAAGGACGGUGUCUGAAUGUGUACAGGUUCAUAGUAAAGUGCCCUAGACUCGGUUUAUUUAUGAUGAUGGAUGAAAGGGACCCAUCUACGCUGUUGGACCUUGCUAUACAGAGUUUACUGAGCAAUGAACCUGUUGCAAUUCAUUCCCUCGGGGAGAUCCCCCGGGAGCUUUUUGUUCCAUUGUUCUCUGCUGCCUUCAUGGGAGGAUAUAGGAAGACACUGACAGAAAUGGUGAAGGUUUGGCCCUUUACCUGUCUCCACAUUGGAACAUUGAGUGUACAGGAACCUCAACGAGAACUCCUGAAAGCCAUGGUUGAGAGUCUUCAGUUCCUACCUGUCCAAAACUCGGCUGCUAGGAGCCCUAAACUGAGGAUCCUGGAUGUAAGGCAGGGUGUUGACUGCAGGACAACAUGCCCUGAAUUUGGAAUCAGAUCGCCUACUUGUUUUCAUGGCUGUACUCACUCUGUACACUCUAUUAUGAAGUUAGAAAGCCAGUGCAGCAUUGUCAACUCAAAGCCUAAGAGUCAAUCCUCAAGGCAGCCUAUGGAAAUACUAGUGGACCUAUCCCUCGAUGGCACCUUGAGAGAAAGGGAAUUUUUUGCUUUGCUUCUGAAUAAAGUUGAACAGAGCUCAGGGUCAUUACACCUCUGCUGUCGAGACUUGCAAAUUGAUAAAUUUUCCUAUGCCAGAAACACUCUGAAGUUUUUAGAUCUGACAUGCAUUCAUAACCUGGCAGUUGAUCAGGCUUCACUGAGUGAAGUUACCACCAUUCUAGCUCACAUGAUCUAUCUGGAUAGCCUCAGUCUGUCUAAAAUCACUUUUAGGUCUUUGCAUGGGAAAGUCUUCCAAAUGUUUCUCAACUGUCUUAGGCAGAUGAACUGCCUGAAAGAGUUCAACUUGUCUUCCUUCAGCCUCACGGAUCAUCUGGCCAGCCUACUCAGAGCCUUACCACCUAAUUUGGACUUCUUGUAUCUGCCAUUCUGUGAAAUUUCUUACAGAGACCUCAAAUUUCUGUCCCAGAGCCCUCAGGCCACCCACCUCAAGCUGUUGAAUCUUAGUAACAACCCAAUGUAUUGGGAUGAUUGUGGGCCUUUUCAGAUUCUUUUACAGAAACUCUCAGACACCUUGCAGCAUUUGGCUAUAAAUCAUUGCCAUUUAACAGAUGCUACACUCUCUGCAAUCCUUCCAGCCCUAAGUAAGUGUUCCCAUCUCCGUGUGAUUAGCUUUGUCUCUAACCCCAUUUCGAUGCCUAUGCUUAUGAGAAUCCUUCACUACUUAACACCUUUGAUGGAGUUGAAAUACGUGAUUUACCCUAUUCCUGUGCAUUGCUAUGAACAAUGGCGUUUUCAUGGCAGCUUAGACCGACAGAAGCUUGCUGAUGUCCAAGCACAACUGAAGGCAAUGCUACAGACGGCAAAGCGAAGUGACAUGAACUGGAUCACUUAUUCUCAGUAAAGUCAACUAAGUUUCAACCCAAUAUGUGACCUGUUAAACAUUCAAUGUUCAUUUCUGGAGCUCCUAGAAUCAUGUGUAAGAUCUUUAUGUUACAGAAAACUAUAGUUAGGAAAUAUGGACAUGUAACUGAUAGCUGUGAAGCAGUAACUCCAAGACAAAAAUAGACAACUUUGAGAGUG